UGGACCACCAUCAAAGCCAAGCUUUCCAGUCAAGCUUUCUGAGUGACGCUGGUCCAUGCCCUCUUCAGACAUUCUCCCCCUUGUAACUGCCAGGUUCUCCAGACUGACGUCGCGAACCGUUUCCCGUUUCCCCUGGUCCUAGCUGGCCUGUCCGUUCCACCUGCAGUUGAAGUCUCCAGUCUUGGCAGACAAGUUUCCGUGUUGGGUCCACUGAAACAAUUGUUAAGCCAACCAACAGAGCCACUGCACCACUGCUCCCAAACAGCCUCAACGCCGCGACCGCGAUCUCAAAGUAAACACAACAUCAACACCACCAGUCACUUUGUCGCAUGUCUUCGGUCCAUACGCCGACUGCGCUCCUCACGCCAUGCCGCCGUCGUCAAUCCCUCAACCCGGUCAGGGCAAGCCGCCCUCGCGACGCGGUUCUGUAAGCGGUCCCUCAGGCCCGCAGGGACAGUUUCGCGCCAGCAUUGGAGCCAGCGCCAUCCCACGCCCACAGACAGCGCUCAGAGGAUGUAGGCCCGGAAGUUUUCGCGCUUCGAUUAGUGCUCAGCCGUCUUUCGCCUCCAACCUUACCGGCGAUUCGCACAUUCCUCUAUCGAUUGCCAACUUGAGCCGUUCGAGUUCGCGGCAAGGUCGCACGCCGACCGGGCCAUCACCGCCGCCCGCUAACGAUGAAACCGCGGCCAGCUCUACGAACCCGACGCGCGAUAGCAGCAAGGAGAACAUUGCGCCCCCAGAUGCAGCAGAGUACGAAGCCCAGAGGCGGCGAAUCGAAGAGCUGAAGGCCGAGGUUGGCACUCUCAGCUACCAGAUCAGCAACUAUGAACAGGAAAAGGAGUUGGCGCGACUGCAGAUGGAGAACGAGAUGCGCGAUAUCCGAAGACGCGCUGAGGAGGAUUUCAAAGCAAAACAAGCCGCCGACGCCGAAAAGUCCAAGGCGUUGCGACACGCCGAGUCGCUGCAAGCCGAAUUGGACGCCCUACGAGCCGAGAAGGGGACCCAAAAACGAGAACUCGAUGCGAAAACAAGGGAAGCGCAGGAAGAGGCAAGGCUUCUUCAAGAACAGGUUGAGGAGUUAAAGGCCGGCAAGGAGGAAGCGGCACGACUAGCGGAGCGAGAAACUACCGAAUUGAAGGCCAAGGUUGCUCUGCUGGAGAGAACCGCCCAAGAAGCGGAGGAGGAGAACAGAACACGAAACGAUACCCUUGAAAAAGUCAAUGCCCAACUGGUAGAGCGAGACGACACAAUAGGCAAACUCGAAGCCGAGGUUCUUCGACUCAAAGCCCACACAGGCGAUGCCGAGACAGUGUCCGUGAUUCGCAGGGAGCUCUCGGACCAAGUCAAUCACAUUCGGAUGCUCGAGUCUAAGAAUCGCGAGCAGAUAACAGAGCUUAAACACUUGCGACAGAUUCACAAGGCCGUGGAGGUGGUAGAGGAGGAGAAGCGAACACUACAGAGGAAGUUGGAAGCGGCGCAAACUCUGGAGACCGAGCUGGCCGAGGAACGAAGGCAACGUCUCAGGUUGGAAGAUGAAAGGAGAUCAUGGACCGCGUACUUGGAGUCCAAUUCAGAGGGCCCCGUCGAGUUCGACUCACCAGAAGCCGUGGCGAGGGCAUUGGUAGAGGAGCGUUUCCGCUCUGCCUCGCUCACCGAGCGGUUGGGUGCCCUCCAACCAGAGAUUGCCGACCGUGAUAACAUCAUCAAGUCACUGGAGGAUGAGAAAGCCAGACUCCUCGACCAAAUCGAGAAACUCAGGGCGACCAGCGGUCCUACUGCUAACGACAAGGCCCGCGCCCGUCUCGACAGGCAACGCGCACUCGCCGUCAAGGAAGUCGAAUACCUGCGCGCCCAACUAAAGACCUUCGACAUGGAAGACGUGACCAUGCAACCAGAGCAGCUCGACGAGCAAAAGGCCAAGCGGAUCCAAGAGCUCGAGGACCUCGUCGACAAGUACAAAGAAGAGGUUAACACCCUCCACGCCGACCUGACCUCGGUCGAGUCCGCGACCACCAGCCCCGUCCAACCCGUCCUGGCGGGCACCAAACGGCCCCGCGAGACCGACGAAGCCGAGUCCGAACAACUCGGUCAGCUGGCCCGCAAGAACCGCAAACUCCAAUCCGAGUUCUCCGACCUGCAAACCGCCCACCGCAUCCUCCAAAAGGAGCACGAAGUAACCACCUCCCAGCUCGCCGCCGCCAAGGACCAACUCAAAACCCGCAUCCUCUCGCUGCGCGACAACCCGACCUCCGAAUACGAAAAGAUCAAAACCGACACCCUCAAAGCCCUCAAGCUCGAGAACGCCGAACUACUCUCCCACCUCGAGCGGCAACCCACCUUAUUCGCCACCGUGCCCGCCACGCAAAUCGCCGCGCUCAAGCGCGAGAUAUCCGCCGCGCAGGCCGAGACGGCCUCGGCCCAAAAACGCGCCGACCGCUUAAAGCAGGUGUGGGCAGCCAAGUCCGCCGAAUUCAAAGAAGCCGUUUUCAGCACGCUGGGAUGGACCGUUACAUUCAUCCCCGGCGGGAAAAUGCGGGUGGAAAGUGUUUACUACCCUUCCAAGACCGAGGAGCAUGAGAAUAGUAUUGUUUUUGAUGGCGAGAAGGGCACGAUGAAGGUCGGCGGAGGACCGAGGAGCGAGUUUGCCAACAGGAUUGCGGAUAAUAUUCGGUUUUGGGUGAGGGAGAGGGGGGAGGUGCCGUGCUUUUUGGCGGCGUUGACGUUGGAGUUUUAUGAGGAGAUGAAUCAGAAUGGGGCCGCGAAGCAGUUGCAGGCGGCUGGGGGAGGGCCGGAAAGUGGGAGUGGGAGUGGGACGCCUAUGGAGGGUGUUGUGACUGGGACUGGGACUGGAACUGCUUAGUAGGUCAUCAGCUUGUUCGGUCUGAUACCCGGACCUGGGGUAGACGUUGUUUUGGGAAGCAUCAAUAUGGCGUUGGCUGUGAAUAUGUUUUGCUUUGCUGCUUUGCUUUAUAAGCUGGUCAGUGCCCCUUUCAAAAAAAGAAAGUGACAGACUUUAACGAACCGGAUGCUUAAGUUCCCCUCUAUCAGGCAGGCCCUUUGGCCUUUAUAUCACGCAGAAUGGAAUAAGACCAACAUGGUACUACACAUACAUACAUACAUACAUACAUAAUUUGACUUUAUAAAACGUGCGGAAAAU
Molecule: messenger RNA, 3157 nt
Organism: Neurospora tetraspora
Lineage: Eukaryota; Fungi; Ascomycota; Sordariomycetes; Sordariales; Sordariaceae
Product: spindle assembly checkpoint component Mad1
Exons: 2
Coding region: 368-2860 (830 amino acids)
Biological process (GO): mitotic spindle assembly checkpoint signaling; attachment of mitotic spindle microtubules to kinetochore
Cellular component (GO): kinetochore; nuclear envelope; mitotic spindle
Source: RefSeq, a predicted model, not a curated record